CUUUAGGCGAACGGCCUCGUGAGUUAAAUUCCCUAAAUAAGCGCGCUAUCAGCAAUUAUAUCGUUUAAAAAAACAUCAAACGUUAUAUACGACCAAAAUAUAGUCAUUUAUGUGUUGAAAGUGAAUAAUUUUACGCGAUACUGACGUUACUGCAGGUAGCUAGUUAUGUUGGCGGAGGCACAUUGAGGUACGGUCGCGAUUCGUUGUUUCCAAACGUGGCAGGCGCAGCGUAAGUUCAGUUGAGGUUUGAUUGAUGGACUGUAGGCGGAAACUGGACGCUGUAAACUUUGUACGAUGGUCGUAAAGGGCUAGUUUUGGGGGUUUGUUUUUGGAAAUCACGAGCUGCCUAAAUCGUGGCUUUCACACAGACACAUAUAUCCGUCCUCGAACUCCAGAUCCCGCGCGUUUUGUCUGCUGAGUUGAGCUAAUGUUUCCUAGCCUAGCAUAUGUGAGGUAAGUUCGGUGUCGAGGGAAGCGAUCUGCUAGGUUUGAUCUGGGAUCUGCUCAUAUCUCUACACCUACCGCGGGCGAUGUUAGGGGGAAACGGGACGGCUAGAGGGGCUGGACGCUCCGGUAACGGCGCGGGGUUGACCCCUCUACAGGUGGGCAGCACAUCUGGGGCUUUGGGGGCGGUAAACUCUGCCAUAAACCUGCCCGAUGGAGGCAGAUACGACGACGGGCCGUCGGUGGAGGCUGUGUUGAGCGGCUCCGACGGAGACUCGGACUCCGGGGACGAUGAGGAGAGUCCCGCGGUGGACAGGAGAGGGGUGAAGCGGGAGAGGAGUGAGAUGGAGGUCGGUGUAUCCUCGGGAUCUCACGCGGGACUGUCGGCGGGGUACGGAGGGGUUUCCGCCGUGGUGGCCGGUGCUAAACCGGGCAAGAAAACGCGAGGACGGGUGAAAAUUAAGAUGGAGUUUAUUGACAACAAGCUGAGGAGAUACACGACCUUCAGCAAGAGAAAGACUGGCAUUAUGAAGAAGGCUUACGAAUUAUCCACCUUAACGGGGACGCAAGUUUUGCUCCUGGUUGCCAGCGAGACGGGCCACGUCUACACAUUUGCCACGCGAAAACUUCAGCCCAUGAUCACCAGUGAAACAGGUAAAGCCCUCAUCCAGACCUGCCUAAAUUCCCCUGAUUCUCCACCCCGUACGGACCCUUCAACAGACCAGCGGAUGAGUGCCACGGGAUUCGAGGAGACGGACCUCACCUACCAGGUCUCAGAGGCUGAUGGUCUCACAGAGCCAAAGGAAAUGAUCAAGCCGACGUUCAUGGCUGCCUCUUUACCCGGAGGAGGCACCAGCACCAACAGCACCACCACACAGUCGUCGGCCUCUUCCUCUCCCUCCUCGUCCUCUGUCUCCAUGCACGCAUCCAGCAGCGCCUGCUGGCCGGUGGCCGCCGGGAUGAACGCUCAGAGCGUCUCCAGUGUGAACGGGACGGUGCUCAAGAGCUCUCCGGCGGGGAUCAUGCAGCUGCCCGCCGGAUUCACGCUCAUGCCAGGUGGUGCGAUGCCUCAACAGUUACAGGCCUUCCAGGUUCACCCCAGUCCUCAAAGCAGUGACAGCAGUCCAGAGAUCAGCCAGACCUCCACCAGCUCCACUGCAAGCCACACCGCUACGAUAGUCACUUCCUCAGUGCCUUCUUCAAUGGCAGGUCACAUGAUGUACCCCGGAGCGCACGUCAUGUACGCUACAUCCACCCCUACCCUUGCCGACGGGGGUCUAACUGUGCUCAAUACCUUCCCACAAGCACCCGCCGCGAUGCACAUGUCCCACACACAAGCCCAAGACUCAGGUGCAGUUCCUCAGAUGUUUUUCACGGGACCUCCUGGAACCGUACAGAUCCCAGUUUCAGCCGUUCCACUACAUUCGAUGUUGAUAAACCAGCAUCCCACCUGUAGCAGCAGCGCCACCCUCACGGAGCUGCGGGUGGUGAAUCUGGACAAUCCCAAAGGAGACUGACCCGUAACGCAGGAGGCCGGUGUGACCGUUCACUCGCACUGAUAUUCCAGGGAUCACUCAUGCCAUGCAGUCAGACUGCCAUUGUAUUUAUUACUGCCUUCUCGCUGCGUGGGACAUACGUCAAUAAUGUGGUGUAAUGGGACGUUUGAAGGAUGAUCACGUCUCCUCACGGACUCGUUUUGGUGGGUAGUGUGAUAAUGGAUGAUUUGUGUUCACGCGCAUCUAUACUUCAGGAUUUCAUAGAGACGUGUCUGCACUAUCGCUUCUGGGUCUUCACCUGUUUUUGCCGAGAGGUGUACGAUUAUGUUCACUUUCAGUAAAUUCAAAACCUCUUCGCUGUACAACAGUUGAAGGAUCUUCAGUUCAGUCUUUCUUUCUUUUGGGAAUGCCUCUCUUGAUCUGAUUUGUAAUUAGUUUUUCUUUUGAGGUCAAAAAUGGAUUCUUUCCAGAGUUUAUGUUGUGAAAUCAGCUCUUCGGUAUAGUUCCAAUGGCGGUAUGUGUGUUAUUUAUCGCUUUAAGGAAUGUUUCACGCAGAAAGGACAAUUCUGUCAUCUUCAGAUGCAAAAGGAGUUAUUUUGCAGAAUGUCCAACCUUCUUUCCAUUUAAAUAAAUGGUGACCGAUGCGGUCGAGCUCCAAGUACCACCUUUUUAUAAAAUAAGAAUGUUUUUUGUUGUUGUUGUCAUUUUUAGAGCUCAAUAGCACCCGUUCCCAUUUAUAAGCAUCAUCAGACUUGGAAAGACAUGAGGGUGAGGAAAUUAUGAGUGCACUUGCUCUAAAUGUAAUGCUGGAUACUCUUGCACUGCCAUCAACACUCACUAGGGGCUUCAUGUACAGUUUGAAUUGAUCAUUUCUUAAAAAUACAAUUUUUCCGCCUUCAUCACUUUCUCUAUGGCCUUUGUUAUUCAAUUGACCCUUCGCUGGGAGUUUGAUUGACAGGCGAUCUGACCAAUCAUAACGCCAAAUCUGCCAUUAUGUCCGUCAAACAAAUCAGACAGAGUAGACUAACGUCGGUAGACUUGAACUUGAAAAAUGUGUAUUGAUGUCUUUCUGCGGUUGAAACA
Messenger RNA from Sinocyclocheilus rhinocerous, 3023 nucleotides. Its product is annotated as serum response factor-like. Gene Ontology annotation, biological process: positive regulation of transcription by RNA polymerase II. The coding region runs from base 531 to 1961 and encodes 476 amino acids. Gene Ontology annotation, molecular function: DNA-binding transcription factor activity, RNA polymerase II-specific; protein dimerization activity; cis-regulatory region sequence-specific DNA binding. The transcript is spliced from 7 exons. The record is from RefSeq and is a predicted model, not a curated record. NCBI's taxonomy places the organism in Eukaryota, Metazoa, Chordata, Actinopteri, Cypriniformes, Cyprinidae.